CUGGGGAGGAGGGAGACAGCGGGCUGGAUGGGCCCGUGGCCACAGAGGCGGGGCUCGGGCAGUUCCGGGCUGUGGGGAGGCUGUCCUGAAGGCCUGCCUGCCUCUGCCCAGGCGGGGUGCUGGCCCAGGUGAGGCCCCUGGCGCCUGGCACAGGUCCCCAGGCUCCGCGCCUGGAGGAGGAGUCCCAGUAUCAGACGGACGCCAGGGUUUCUCUGGCAACAUCAGGGUGGCUUCCCUCCCAGCCUGGCGCCUGGCCUCCCGCGGGCCCGGAGGCCUGGGUGUCCUGGUCCCCGCGCUCCGCUUGCUGCCCGCCUCUGGGCCACGGCCGCUGCCCAGUGCCCUCCCAGCUUCCAGCGGGGAAGACAGGCUCUGCCCACUGGCGGCCGAAGAUGACGCCAUGGCGGCCGUGAGCUGGCCCGAACCCCACCAGCAGGCAGGCGCCCUGCGGGGACCUCCCGCUGCGGCCUGGCCUGACCACACUGAGGAGCCUGGCCGGCGGGGGCAAGUCUGCAGCGUCCCCAUGUGGUUGACCGACGAAGAGACCCAGGAUGGGGACAGUUCCGUGUCAUCGGGCCGCCUCUCCGGCUCCUCGGGGGGCCACGAGUCGUGCACCCCUCCCCACAGGACUUGGACUGAGAGGGCCCCCCAGGUGCCGAGGCCACCGCGGCAGCCGAGAGAGAGCAACCCCCGGCUGGAGCAGCUGAGGGACAAGAUCCGGGCCCAGGCCCAGCGGCAGGCCAGCUGCGCCUCGCUGGGCACCUCGACACCCUCCAGCGCCUCAUACUUCUACAAAGCCCCCACACCAGCGCCCCGGAGGAAGGCCCGAAAGCCGUCAAACCCCCCACCAGCCCCGGCCUACCCAGGCAUCCUGAGUGGAACUGAAAGUGGAGUUGAAGAGAAGGCAACCCCUGGCCAGGGACGUGAGGCCUCCAGGGUCUCCCUGAACCAGGUCUCAGUUGCACAGGAAAAAACCAAAAGGAUGAAAAGUAGUUCUUGCAAAACAGAGAAGGCACCCAAGCCGCCUGCCCCUAGGAGAGCUGCCAAAGACACAGAUCACAGCAAGAAGGUUGGAGCCACUGAGAGCUCCCCUGUCCACCCCCAGACGCCAAGUCCAGCCUCUGUCCGCAGUGACCUGCAGAUGCCCUCGGAAAACGUGCCCACCCUGGCUUCCCGCGAUCCACCCGUGAACGUCCAGGCUGCUAUGGCCGUCCUUCGAGACCUCCGCCAGCAAAUCCAGGCCGGGCUGGAGCUGGCCCGGGCCCGCCACACGAGCCGAGGGCUGGAGCUGCGUGACCUGGCAGGGAGGAGGCGGCCAGGCCCCUGGAAACCCCCAGACGUCGGGGGUGCCUUCUGGAAGAGCCCUGGGGCCCCGAAGGACAGGCUGCCCGCUUCUGAGAGGGCUGGGAGCCUCCCUGCUGCACAGCGCUGGAGCCCUGUGGCCGGGUGGGAGUCCUAUCCACACAGGACCUGGGUGGCCCCAGGACGGGACACCUCCUUCCAGAGAUGCGUGAGCCCCACCGAAGGGCCGAACUCCUUCCCGCAGCGGCCCUGGAGCGCCUCGGCCAGGCAGGCCUCCUGCCCACCGAAGACCUGGGCUUUCCAAGGACGAGACCCCUCCUUGCAGAGGCCCGGGAGCCCCCCCGAAAGGUGGGUCCCCUUCCUGCAGCGGUCCUGGAGCGCCUCGGCUGGGCAUGCCUGGGGUCCACAGAGGGCCUGGACUGCUUGUGAAGACCCGGCAGACCCCGCCCCAAGGCCAUGGAGCCCUCUGGAAAGGCCGAGCCAACCCACCUGGCGGCCCUGGAGCACCUCCUUCACACAGGGGCCCAGCCCCCUGUAUCAGGGCAGGGGUCCCCUGUGGACCCCCUCGGGGGCCAAGCUCGCCUGGCCAAGGCCCAGCCAGGGUGCCCUUCGGAAUGCACCUGAGAAGGAGAAUGAGGUGCGGCCAGCUCGGCCUUGCCCCAAGCCCCGGGGGGCCCUGGGCCCCCUCCACGGCUCCGAGUCCCUGCGUGAGUUCAUGCGCCAGAAGACUGCAGCCUGGCGGCGGCAGGCCCUGGAGGAAAAGGCCUCGGCCAUGCGCUCCCUGGAGCUCAGAAACCAGAGGCUGCAGGGCACCCACAGGAAGCAGAGGGAGGCCGUGCUGGGCAGAGCCGUCCCCGUGGUCUCCCAGACGACCCCCGGCAUCGUGACCUUCGUCCCGCACGCGGCACAGUCCAGGGAUCUGGACGCCGCCACCGGGCCAGGGGCGCCGGUGCUGCACUGGAGCAAGGUGACUUCCGGCAUGGUGCUGGGGGACCAGGAGGCCCCGGGCAGCUUCUGCCUGUGUUUGAACAGAGCCUUGAACCCCACCAAGACUCUGGAGGUGGGAGGCCCCCAGGAUGGCUGGGAGGGCGCACCCUUGCUGAUGCCGGCCAGCUCCUCCCUGGGGCCCCUGAAGUUCCAGGACCUGAGUACGCACUGCCGGAGCCCGGGUCUCUGCAUCUACCUGGACCCUGAGGAGUCGGAGCGCCUGGGCAUGCCGGGGCCCCUGCACUUCCGGUACAAGCAGGCCCGGCUGCAGGCCCUGGAGACCAUGGCCAACAUCCUGAAGCAGCGGAUCGAUGUCCUGACGGACAAGCUGCGCCGCUCCGAGGCAAUGGACGCGCUGGUGGGGCCUGGCCCGGGGCUGCUGCCCUCCAGCUCCAGCACGCCGGCCUGCCCCGGAGCCCUGGUGCCCAAUGUGGGCCAAGGGGUGCCUGGGGACUGGGCAGGGCUGCAGGCCAGGCCGCUUCUCUGCACCCCUGGCUUCCUGGACACGGAGACGGUGCGCUGGAGCCCUGGCUGGGAGCGGCUGCAGAGUGCGAGCCCCAGGGCCCGCCACGCCAGCGAGCCCAUAGGUUUCACGGACAAUGGACGCUCCGAGCUGGACGGGAGGCUGGCAAGAAACGUGGCUUCUUUCCAGGCCCUCAGCCCCUUCCCAGGGAGCUCACUCGGGGUGCCGGCCACGCCGGACCCCUGCGGCGGCUCCCUGCGGCUGGAAGAGACGCACUCGGCCAGAGGGGCAGGCUUGGUCGCGCCCUGGACCCUCCGGAGCUGUGGUCCGCUGUCUGAUGUCCAGCAGGAGUCGCUGAGCUUCCUGGAGUCCCUGAAGCCGGACUGGCGGGAGCAGGGGCAGGCGCUGGCCCUCCUUCGGCGGCAGGCGGAGCUGGAGGUCUGGGAGGCGCAGAAGGCCCUGGGGGAGCUGCUGUCUAGACCCAGGCUGGAGCCGCUGAGGGAGGAGCACUCGACCCAGGCCAGGCCAGGGGCGGCCCUGGAGCUGGAGCGGCCGCAGGUGCGUGUGGAUCUGGAGGCGAGGACCUCUCAGAGUGCCGCGGCAGCCAGAGCCAGCUCACAGCCACUCCUGGGCCGAGACGCGGCCACGCCCUCCCCGAGUCCCCAGGAUGGAAAGAAGAGUUGGGCGGAUGCGUCAGCUCACGCGGAGCCUGUGCAGGAAGGGAGACCAGCCCAGUCCCCCUCCCAGCUGCCUCCAGCCAGACUCUGGGAGGAACCCAGGUUCCAGGGGAGCCGGACGGGGCCCCGGAGCGCGGCGCAGGUACCCUUCAGCCGCUUCGCGAUCCAGAUGCUGGAGCAGAGCCUGCGGGAGGAGGACCUGCGCGCGCGGCACCAGGCCGCGCUGCUGCGCCUGCGCGAGAAGGCGCUGCAGGAGAAGACGCGCGCCGAGCUGGCCUGGCUGGAGCACCGGCGAGGGUAUCUGAACAGCAUUGGCAGCUACACAGCGCUGGUGGCCUUGGCAGAGAAGCAGAACCAGGCCCUCAGCCACCUUGAGCGGGAGCUGAGGGGCAUCCGGUACCUGCGGGCCCUUCACCUGUCCUCUCACCGAGAGAGGAAGCUGCUCCUGCAGCAGCAGAAGGACAUCGUCUCCGUGCAGAGGUCUGCAGCCCUCCUGCAGCAAGAGCUUCAGGACCGGACGCGGCUGCCUCAGAGUUCCAGCCCUGAAGUCAAGGCCAGGCGGGAGAAGGGCACCGAGACAAGCCCCCAGCAGCCGGAGGGGCCAGCCCGGGGCUCCUCACAUGCCUGGCACACGCCUGGCAGCCCCCUUGGCCAGUACCCUCAGAGGAGCGCGAGCCCGCCAGUCCCGCACCUGCUCAGCGAGCCGCGGGACAGGACACCCCCUCCAGCAGCUUCGGCUGCGGACGGUCACCCAUGUCCUCCGACGCUGGUGUGGGACGAGGAUGCACCCGCAGUGGCCGGCCGACCUGAUGCCGGAGGCCAACCCCCGGAGAGCCACGGCCACACGAGCCAAGAGCCAAGGGGGCAGCCUGGUGUCCCUCUGCCGGGCCUUCUGCGGGCGACCUCCCUGGACACAGGACGGCCACCAGGCCCAGCCUUUCCUACACAGGCGGGCGACAUGGAGGGGAGCCUCCCUGCUGCUCAGAUCUGGUUCCUGCCGAUGAAGGAGCUGCCCCCGGGAGACCCCCAGACCAGCCCCAGCCCCCGGCAAACAGAGGAAAAGGCCCGGGCUCUGACGGGAAGCCUAGCAUCAAGCUUCCAAGGCCAGAGUCGACCUUCCCUGAGUGCAGGGCGUCCCCACAGCCCCCAGGAAGCCCGUCAGGUGGCUGAAGGCGGCGGGAGUCCAGCAGGGCCAGAACCGGGGCUGGACUUGGCCAGCAGCUCUGCGGAGGGGCCUGCAGCGAUGGAGGCUGCUCAGAGCUGCUCAUGGGAGCAGAGGGUAGAGACCUUUCAGCAGAAGAACCCCCACACCCCUUUCUCCUGCCCAGAAGCUGCCCUGCUGACCAUGUCUCCAGGUGAUGCUCCCACCCCUUCAAGGGCCCCCCCCUUGCGUGAGGCCCAGUCCCCAGCAGCUGAGAUGGCAGCACCCCCAGCCCCGCACGAGGGCAGCCCCCCGGCCCAGCUCAUGGCCCUCUGGGACCUGGGCUCCGAGCCUGAGUCCACCCCCAGCGCCUGCUCAGGGGUGUCUUCUCCACGGUCCACUGCUGCCUCCUCGGGGAGCCUCCCGUCCUGCCCUUCUCUCCAGGAGUUUCAGAAAGCAUCCGCCAUCCUGGUCCAGCUUUCCGAGAGCCCCACCUCCCUCUCGGAUGGGGAAGCUGGGGACACUGUGGACACAGACCUCAGCUGGGCUGGGGGGCUCCCUGCUCCAGAAUCCUGGGGGUUCCACCAGGGCAGAGGGCCAGAGACCCGGGAGGGGCUGGAGGGUACCAAGGCCCUUCCCGGGCACGGCUCUGGCACUGGGGCGGGUGGUCUGGCUCCGGCAGGAGGUCUCCCCAUUGCCCAGUCUCUGUGGUUGAGGUCAGAGCAGUCCAAGCUGUCCAGCGAGGUCUGGGGCCGGGAGAGCCCGCAGGACCCUGGUGCCGGUGCCGGGCCAGCCCCAGAGCACUGCUCACCCGCAGGACGCACAUCCCACUUGGAACAGGCUGGGGUGCCCCUUGCCCUGCCUCCCUUCCUGGGCCCAGGGGAGGGGCGGGAAGAUUCUGGAACCAGUGGGAGCCCGACCAGUGGAUCAGACACAGGAAAAGCCCAGCGGAGGUCCCGGGAGGCUGCAGGAGCGAGGCUCCCAUCCCAAACCUCUUCCUCGGGUGAUUUCCACUUGACCCUUUCCUUCCCCUCUGGGACCUCGGCCUCUGAGUUUGGCAAAAGAGGAGAGACGGGGCCUCCGCAGGCCUCAGGUGGCUGCCCAGAGGGGCCCUGGGGCACUCACCAGAGUCCUUCCACUGAUGGGAAACCUCUACAGACCUCCUCUGAGCCUGAGGUCCUCUUGAUGCCAGGGGCUCCUCCUGGGGACCUGGGUGGGCAGGCAGCCCAGACAGCUGAUAGCCGGGCCCCUGGGCGCGGGGGGAGCAGAGCGCCCCCUGUCCUGGAGGAAGCCUGCACUUCUCUGGCCGGCGGUGUCUUGCCUGAGAUCCUGUCCCCGGUGGACGAGGCGCUGUCCUACGGCAGCUUCGACCUCCCGUCCUCCACCCAGAGGGACUCUCGCCUCCCUCCUCUGCCUCCCAUCCUCCCAGCAGACGGGGAGGCCGACCCUGCCAGCCCCCACUCAGAAGACUUCCCCACCCCGCCCGAAGAUGCCGUGUGUCCUGGGGGCUUGCUGGACUCCCCAGGGGAAGCUGCCUCCCUCAUUAUGGGAGAGUGGUCCUCCCUGUCUGGGGAGAGUCUGUCUGAGUCACCGUCCCCGGGGCCCCAGGAGGAGGCUGGGCUCUGCCUCGGGGUGGUGGGACAGGGCAGAAGCCUUGGGGGAGAAUUGGGUGAAUCAGGUUCUGUUGGGAGGGACCAGGCCACGGACAGCCACUUGUCUGAACCGGUCAGCUUGGGGUCUCCCUGGUGUGGGGGAGCAGGGGAUGCCCCGGGGCAGCUCCCAGUGCUGUCAGCCCAACCCCUGACCCUGUCCAGAGUGGCCUGUGCAUCUGUGGGGAGCCUGGCGGCUGGGGACCCAGGGCUGCCUGGCUCCGGGCAGGGGGACCCUGCUCCGGCUCUGGGCGCAGGACCGCGCACUGCCCUCCCGGGCGUGGAGAGAGCUGAGGUGGUGGACCUGCUGUCCGCCCAGCUCAGCAGCAGGAUCCUGAGGGACACCCUGGCCGUGCUCUCGGAGGCAGCCCCAGCAGGCAGCCUGGCGACAGAGGGGCCCGCGGGGGCCGGCCGGGUCACACGGGCUCACACGGCGGCCACUGGGCGGUCGUGGGAAAGCCUGGACUUCUGAGAAGAAGGGGCGGUGGUGGGGGGCUGUGGGGACACAGACGCUGUCUGUGAGAGCCCCCUGCCUGGCUGGCCGUCGAACGAGGCCUCCUAGACACAGCAAGGCCCCGGACACGUCGCCACGUGACUGUGCGUGAACGUGUGUGUGUGUGUGGGCGUGCCGGGGGCCUCAGGAGAGGCCGAGAGGAGAGUGCGGCUUUGUGGGGUCGGGGAGGCCAGAUGCUGAGGCUGGGGGUUUCGUCUGCGCUGACACGCCCUCUUGGAUUUGCCUCGUUGGGAAACCUUCGGCCGGGAUGUUUGCCUGCCUCUGAUUUCUAAAGGGUAAACCUGGCGCCUCCAUGACAUCCAGCUGGCGACCCCGGGCUGGGAGGUCAGUGUGCGUCCCCUCGUGCAGAUUAGAGGAGGCGGCAGCUCGGGGAGAAGGUGAUUUCGCCCGCAGCCAGGUGACCCUCCACCCGGCCUCUGGGCUGGAGUGGAUCCCGGCCUCCCUGAGGGUGUGCAGGACGCCUCCCAGAAGAAAUGAGAGCCCCUUGCCAGGCUGGCUGUCGAACUGGCUCUCCUGGACGCAGCAGGGCCCUGGUGGGUUCCAGAGGCGGCGGCGUGUGGGCGCCUGCAGGGACGGCCUCGCAGGCAUCCCCUUACGAGAGCGCCUGUCCCCCUCAGCACCAGACUCAGGCAGGCGUCCAGGAAGUUGAUGCUGAGUCAAGCAUGAAGAGGGGUUCCUGUGGGAAGGAAGUGGGGAGAGGCUGAGACUGGGUGAGACAGCCGGGCGCAGGCCCGCAGGGACGCGGGUCUCAGUAGACUGGGCAGGGAGAGCCCUCGGGCCACCUCGGGGUGAGACCAGGGCAGCUGACCUUCAGGGCCAGGCCACUGCAGCACUUACCUCUCCCCGCAGCAGCCGCCCCACGAGCCGCUGAUGGGCUCUGAGGGGUCCCUGCAGCCCCCUCCUCCCCCAGAGCCCUGCAGGAGCGCCACCGUCGCCAGGGCACAGGCAGGUUCAGCCCGCCCCCCGCGUCCUGUCGCCAGUUCCAGAGCGUUUUCUGCAGCCACAGUGAGGGCCCGCGCCCCACCUUCCCCAGAAGGAGCAGAAGGCUGCAUCGUGUGUGUGUGUGUGUGUGUGUGUGUGUGUGUGUGUGUGUGUUGGUUCUAAUGCGAGAGCGCCUCUAAGCUUGUGCUCCAGGGAAUUCACUGGGAACCAACACAAUGUCUUCUCAACGCCCCUGCUCUGUCCCUGUCUGUCCGCAUGGGGCUGUCUCAUUUCAAUAUUGUCAGUCUUUCUCUCCUGAAUUAUCAUCUGUGCACUUGGAGGAGAAGUAGCUUUUCAAUGAGCCCAACAAUCAGCUCUUUCAUAAAAGGAAGCAGGGACUUCCCUGGUGGUCCAGUGGUUAGGGCUCUGCACUUCCACUACGGGGGGUGGGGUGGGGGUGUGGGUUCAAUCCCUGGUCGGGGGACUAAGAUCCCAUAUGUCACACAGCGUGGUCUAAAAUUAAAACAAAUAAAAGGAACCAGCUUUCACGUCGGCUUCUAAACUUGUGACGUGGUUAGGAUUUCUUGAGAUAAGGCUCACUUACGCUGUGCUCAAUCUCUCAGAAGUUACUCUCCAUGUCCUACAGCAGGCUCUCUCCCCGUCUGUCAUCUAAACCGGCCAUCAGUUAUCCGUAUGGGCUUCCCAGGUGGUAAAGAAUCUGCCAGCCACUGCAGGAGACACGGGAGACCCCGGUUCAACCCCUGGAGGAUCCCCUGGAGGAAGACAUGGCAACCCACUCCAGCAUUCCUGCCUGAGAAAUCCCACGGUCAGAGGAGCCUGCCAAGCUACAGUCCGUGGGGUCACAGAGAGUCAGGCGUGACUGAGCGCGCACAUCACGUAUCUACUGUCGUCUAUUUAUUGUCUAUCCCUCAUCUAUCAUCUAUAGCACCUAUCGAUCGUCUGCCUGCAUCAACUAUAGCAUCCGCCCCGCCAUUUCCAGUUCUCAAACUGGAAAAUACCUGCUGGACAGGGAGUCCAGAAUCAAGCAGUUGGCGGCAUGUUGGCCUAAGGGACAUCGACGUCCUGGUGCUGGUCCAGGAUAUGACCCCCGUGAGACCCUGGGAGGUCGGCUGUCAGGUCAGAGUGACAGGAGCCCCUCUCCUGCAGCCCUCACUGCAGUGAGGGGAACUGAUUCACUUAGCAUUUAUAGGACCCGGGGGAAGAGACCCAGACUUUCCAGCACUUGUCGAUUAGAGUGGGCGGCGUCUCCAAAGCUGGCCUGGCAAAGCCCCCAGUGCUGCCUCUCAGACCCCGGGGAACCCUGCAGGCCAAGGCAGGAACUGCCUACCAUCGUCACCAGGCUCCAGCCUCUAGGGCAGCCACUCCGAGGGCCCGCCUCACCGGCCCAGCCGGCAUCACACACCAGCUCACGCAGGACGGGAUCACGGUCCCGGGGAGCAGCGGUCACGACAAUCCAUGUUGAUGCGACGCCCGAUGUCCCCAAGCCCGCCUGAGCGCACAGGAGAGGUUUGGGUCCACUGGGGGGAAAACGUGUGUGCAUUCUCCGUGUACGCAAUUUCAGAACAAAUUUUGAGCUACAGCUUUCUUAUUGAUUUCCCCCUAGUUUUCUGAACAAAUUAGUCCGUGAUUUUUUAUUUUUUUUCUCUAUUUAUCGCUGACCCUUUUGGAUUUACGAGGCUGUAGGAGAGGAAUUAUGUAUUUUACACACAUCACGUUCGGUCAUAAAUCUCCCACAUGGAAACCUGGCAGAUUUGCCUCAGAUUCAAUAGUCUUGGGUCUGGCCGCUACGGGCGGGGCCUGGUAGCUGAGCACCAGACACGGCCAUGCCCGCAGCUGGACUCGGGGCCUCCUGGGUGCCCAGCAGGCGCGUGUGUCCCUGGAGUCACUUUGUGGCCCCGUGGCCCCUUACCCUUGGAGGGAGUCUGGUCAAGGAGGACUUGUAUGAAGACCCUUGCCUUCUCCUUCCCAUGACAGCUGGAUCCAGGGAGCUUGGGGUUAUCCAGCGACCGGCCAGAGGAGGAAGACUGUCCACCAAAGGUGUCGGACGUGCUUAAUCUCCGCUGAUGUUACGUGUGUGGAGCUGAGGGCUGUGGUAUUCAGAUAUAUUGACCCGAAGCAAGACUUCAAUUUCAAGAUUGCUCCCUCCAAGGUCUCACCGUGCUCGCCUUGGCUCCAAUCCCUGUAGCCUCUUGGGCCAAUAAAUCUUGAUACCAGCC
Molecule: messenger RNA, 9888 nt
Organism: Bubalus bubalis (water buffalo)
Lineage: Eukaryota; Metazoa; Chordata; Mammalia; Artiodactyla; Bovidae
Gene: CCDC187
Product: coiled-coil domain containing 187
Exons: 25
Coding region: 398-6688 (2096 amino acids)
Biological process (GO): microtubule anchoring
Cellular component (GO): centrosome
Molecular function (GO): microtubule binding
Source: RefSeq, a predicted model, not a curated record